Molecule: messenger RNA, 5240 nt
Organism: Polypterus senegalus (gray bichir)
Lineage: Eukaryota; Metazoa; Chordata; Cladistia; Polypteriformes; Polypteridae
Gene: kcnj12a
Product: potassium inwardly rectifying channel subfamily J member 12a
Exons: 2
Coding region: 433-1734 (433 amino acids)
Biological process (GO): regulation of monoatomic ion transmembrane transport; potassium ion import across plasma membrane
Cellular component (GO): plasma membrane
Molecular function (GO): inward rectifier potassium channel activity
Source: RefSeq, a predicted model, not a curated record
ACCCUCCAAAAAAGAAGAACAUUCUUUAAAUUGAGCGUGUAAAUUGGGGAUUCUGGAGGAAAUUUUGGAAUUCUGAGAAAAGAAGAACCGAGGAAACGGAGUACGUACACCUGCGCCGGCGGACUGAUGGAGAUGAAGGAACCGAGAAGAUCGUUCAGUUGCGGUCUGCAGUGGAUGGAUUGGUUCAGCCACCGGUGCAUUAAAAAAAAGGCGAUCUGAGGCCGGGCGAUGCUGAGGUGCGGCUAAGCCCGGCGGCGGCGUCGGCUGUGGACGACUCCAGAGACCCGGAACAGAGCGGCGCGAGCGGAGGGCACCGACAGGGGUCCACCGGAUGUCAACUGCGCAAAGAGGGGCCGGCAGCAGCACGUCGCUCUCCAUGUGCCGGAGGAGACUACGAGACCCCCGGGAUCGCCUCUCAUACCCGUGGUAGGAAUGAGCGUCGGCAAGGUGAACCGCUACAGCAUCGUGUCCUCGGAGGAAGACGGCCUGAGGCUCACCACCAUGCCCGGAGUGAACGGCUUCGGCAACGGGAAAAUCCACACGCGGCGCAAGUGCAGGAAUCGCUUCGUGAAGAAAAAUGGCCAGUGUAACGUGGAGUUUACCAAUAUGGACGACAAGUCUCAGCGCUACAUGGCGGACAUCUUCACGACCUGCGUGGACAUUCGCUGGCGCUACAUGCUCCUGAUCUUCUCGCUCGCCUUCCUCGUGUCGUGGCUGGCCUUUGGACUCGCCUUCUGGCUCAUCGCUCUGGUCCACGGCGACCUGGACAACCCGACGGGCGACGACAACUUCAAACCCUGCGUCCUGCAAGUCAACGGCUUCGUCGCCGCGUUUCUUUUCUCCAUCGAGACGCAGACCACCAUCGGCUACGGGUUCCGCUGCGUCACGGAGGAGUGCCCCAUCGCCGUUUUCAUGGUGGUCUUCCAGUCCAUCGUCGGCUGUGUCAUCGACUCUUUCAUGAUCGGCGCCAUCAUGGCAAAGAUGGCGCGGCCCAAAAAAAGAGCCCAGACGCUGCUGUUCAGCCACAACGCCGUGAUCGCCAUGCGGGACGGCAAACUCUGCCUCAUGUGGAGGGUGGGCAACCUGCGGAGGAGCCACAUCGUGGAGGCUCACGUCAGGGCGCAGCUGAUAAAGCCGCGGAUCACCGAGGAGGGCGAGUACAUACCCCUCGACCAAAUCGACAUCAACGUGGGCUUCGACAAGGGCCUCGAUCGCAUCUUCCUGGUCUCGCCCAUCACCAUCCUGCACGAAAUCGACGAAGAGAGCCCGCUGUACGGGAUCAGCAAGCAGGACCUGGAGGCGGCCGACUUCGAGAUCGUGGUCAUCCUGGAGGGGAUGGUGGAGGCGACGGCCAUGACCACCCAGGCCCGCAGCUCCUACUUGUCCACCGAGAUCCUGUGGGGCCACCGCUUCGAGCCGGUGCUCUUCGAGGAGAAGAACCAGUUCAAGGUGGACUACUCGCACUUCCACAAAACCUACGAGGUGCCGUCGACGCCGCGCUGCAGUGCCAAGGACAUGGUGGAGAACAAGUUCUUGGUGCCCAGCGCCAACUCCUUCUGUUACGAGAACGAGCUGGCGUUCAUGAGCAGGGACGAGGAGGACGAGGAAGACGAGGAAGACGAGGACAGCAGGGUCCUGGGGGACCUCAGCCCGGACAGCCGGCACGAGUUCGAUCGGCUGCAGGCGACCAUAGCGCUGGACCAGAGGUCCUACAGGAGGGAGUCGGAGAUUUGAGGGCCGAGGGUGGCUUUCGACGAGAACAUCGGUGCAAGUGCCAUAGGGGGAAAAAAAAACAUGACGGGGCAAGGAGACACGGGUGCCACCUGCGGGCAGAAGGAGACUCGAGUCGGCAUCCUCGCCUUCCUUUGAGAAAACUUGAAUUUCUUUUUGUAAGGAGCUUUAAGUGCAGCAAUGCAGGGAGACGAGACACGAGGAGGGCGCCCGCCUAAAUACCCGCCCGCCUGCCCGCUUCGCUUCGGCCUGUACAGACAGCCAGCCUGCCGCGGCCCCUCCUCUUCCUCCUUCUCCUCCUCCUCCUCCACCUCCUUUGGUGACUUUUUAGUCGUUUCUGGUAUCGCCGUCUCGGCUCCCAGGGUGCACCGCAAUCCAAGCAGGGCGGAGCCAGUGAGGUUCUGAGAGGCGGUACGGGAUCUGCAGUGGACGGCAUCACCAUGACGAUGCAAGAAAACAAAGAAACGAUACGCUGAAUGGCACAAAGGGACAUCGGGGGAUUUCGUGUUAAGGGUAGCUGUUAUUAGAGAGUUAUUUAUUUAGGAAUACACUUCUCUCUCUCUCUCUCUCUAUAUAUAUAUAUAUAUAAAUAUACGUAAAUAUGAAAAUAUAUAUUUAUAUAUGAAAUUUUAUUAGCUUUUCACAGACAUCCCAAUAACAGAAAGCAAUAUUGCCAUCAAAACGUUUUCACGUGUGAAUAUUUUCUUAAUCCGUGCAGCGCCCUCUAGUGUUACGAAGAAAGGCGAGAACUGAAGGCACCCCAAUGUAACGUCCAGACUGGCGCUCACAGCCCACCGGACCGGCGGUCUCGUCCUGAGGGUCCACCAAAUCGCCCCACAAAUUCUACAAGUCCAAUCACGUGCGGCGUCCACGAGACGUCAGGGUAGGAGUUCGGUUUUAAAGUGGCGUCCUGCCGGAGGGCAUGAAAUCAGUGGGCGCGGCUUUCUGGACGUCUUCCCUGUGGGGCACACAGCGGGAUAUCCUGCCGACUACACCAGCAGCUCCAAACGGCAGCCAUAUUGGUAAACUGCUUUUCAUGUGAAACUUCCAAAGUCCCCCUCAUCCCUUUGACCCUCGGCACUCUGGGACGAUGCCUGCUAUGGCACAGCCGGCCCCUUCUGGUCCCUGACGUGUUGAUUUGCUAUCGCCGACCACAUGACUCCUGAACAGCCGCCCGUCUUCAGUGGUCUCAGACUGUGAUUCUCUCGCGUCGUAACUCAUUAGCGUGAUAUGCUGACGAGUCACCGAAACGGUUUUAUUUUGUGUACCUUUGGGCUUUCCUCUCGUCCUCCAGAUCGCCCCACCAAUCACGCCACGCUCUGAGACAUCGGCCCACUUUCCCCCUAGUAGUCUACCCUGCGUUAGGGUCAGCAGUACUGGAGUUGACAGGCAGAAACCCAAAAAGGGCAUCACGAAGGCGGGCAAAGGGCGCAGAAUUAAUGACGGAAAAGCAAAGUCGACGAAACGGGAGCCACGAGCUCCUCGCCAAGUCUCACUGCUCCACCAGAAGGCUCGGACCCUGUGAGCCGCACACUCCCGUCUUACUCGACCUGACACUUCGCGUGACUGCCAGCUGGCAUUGCCACGUAAAUAGCGGGCAGAGGGAGCCACAAAGCAAUCCAGAGCAUACAAUGGCAUUUGUGAUGACGUCACCAAAGCAACCAAAAAGCAGUCCACCCUCCGUAGCACUGAUGUCCACUCACUGGACCUUCUAAUUGUGUGCUGCAGCGGGCAUGGAGUCCCAGACGGUGUAGUAGGCAGGACAGCCUGCUGACAUUCAGCCACCAAGCGGUUCACAUGUCGUCACAGACGGGUGAGGACAUCUGAAGAGGAAGGCAUCUCACAAGCCCCCUCCUCAUAUAUAGCGCCUUUCUCACACAACUUGAGGUUCCUAAGUUUAUUGAGGCCAGACAAGAAAAGUCUCCAUACCAUUUAUUUUAUCGAGCACGAUCCACGCCAUCCUACAGUGCCCCGCAGCGCACAUUUGCCCGGUCAGGUGGACGUGAUUGGCGUGCGUGUAACACUCUGCUCUGAAAUCCAAUGGGCGAUGUGCGCCGAGCCGAAAUCCAGACCAGUGAGGAUGUGGACUUUUAACGGCCACAUUAGCGUAUCAAUCAAUCAGCUUCCCCGUAUAAAGCGCCUUUCAUCCCCCUCAUCCCAAAGUGCGGGACAUUUGAAAUGCCCAACGUUUGUUCUGCGCUAAGGGGGUUCCUCUUGAUCAGCUGGCUAGCAAAAUCAUCACAAACGUAUUAAACAUCCCCCAGAAGUCAGCACUCAUGCCUGAGACUGUAGGUGGUCCAUGAAUCCUGGGGCACAGGUGGCAUUUCCCAGGGGAGGGACAGUGGAGGCACCACAACCCAUCCAGGAUGUCUAGCAUUCCUGAAUGAAGCUUCAGUGGGUCUUCAUCGUCACUCCACAGUGUGUCACCUUUGCUCAGUUUCACUUUUGCCCAGAUACCCAUUGGCACAGCUGGCACACACACCAUCAGAGGCCUACUGCUCUCGGCCAGUCAGACAGCUGGGUGAGCUGGAGGGACUUUGGCGUUGUCCAGGCCAAGGGGUCACCGACAUGGUAUCACUGCACCCCCUACCCGGUCAAUUGAAGCAAUAAAAGCCAGAGGUCCCUCGAGUGCCUUCACGUGGCUGGCACCUGGACCCGCAAUCAAGCCCUCUGUCAUGUAAAGGCACCAUAAACUUCAAACCAGGCUUGUGCCCCAGGAGUCCAAGACCUUCUGGGUCCCCAUGGAGUCUGCAUCCUGUGGCUCAGGCUCUUCAAAUUGUCACCUGCCAAACCCCAAUAAGGGUUCAAAGGGCCCGUGCUGUGUCAGUUAGCUGUACCCACAUGCGCACAGCGGGCAUCACUUGAUAACGUGCCUUUCAGCGUAAGUUCCACCAUGAAGCAAUAACCAGCACUGCAAAGAUGAACACAUUUGGAAGAAGCUUAGCGAGCCGAGACAGUCGUGCGCCAUAUAGCGCCUUGUAAGGAGAGCUGACUGGGACUGAAUACGAAUAUCAGGGAUACCAGCACCUUUCAACUCCAUGUAAAUGAAUACAAAUCCAGUAAAGCAGAGCGAUAUAGCGCCUUUCAGAGCUCCAGUCACAGUAAAGCACAAUGACAGUGCUUGCUAUAUAGCGCCUUUCAGAGCUCCAGUCACAGUAAAGCACAAUGACAGUGCUUGCUAUAUAGCGCCUUUCCCAGUAAAUGCACUGCCAGCUGAGAUGUCAUAUAGCGCCUUUCACGGUACUUAAGUCACAAAGCAGUUCUAGCUGUAUGUAGCACCCACCUUUCAGCCCCUCACACAGCUCUUCACGUUAAUUAAAAGUACAUGCAUCAGCCUUCAUGCUAUAUAGCGCCUUUCUCUUCGUUCAUAGCUUAACAGCCGACAGCACCGUACAAAGAGAAAAGGGAGAGCAAUCCAAACCGUAUAUAGCGCCUUUCAAAUGGGCGCCCAUUGCACAUUCAUGAGAUCAACUUUUCCGUUAUAUAGCGCCUUUCAUGUUAACUCACCG